UUGUGGCUGGGUGUAGCAGCUGAAGUUAAUCAGACACCCAACAACAUGUACUGACUUCGUAUCGAUUCCCAAUCGACCGAUAAGGUCCCAUGAACCGUUAGGAAGUGGACUGCACAGGUAACUGGAUGGCAGAGAGUUUGGUAAUGGAGGUGUGCGUGGACUCUGUGGAGUCUGCUAUCAAUGCUGAGCGAGGAGGGGCAGGUCGACUUGAACUGUGCUCAAGUCUUCUGGAGGGGGGGCUCACUCCCAGUCAAGGUCUGCUGCACAUAGUGAAGCAGUAUGUCAAAAUUCCAGUCUACGUGAUGAUACGACCUCGUGGGGGGGACUUCCUGUACUCAGACCAGGAAGUGGAGGUGAUGAGGAAGGACAUAGAACUGAUGAAGAGCCACGGAGCCGAUGGACUAGUGCUGGGAGCUCUGACAGAGGACGGACGAGUGGACGCAGAGCUCUGCAUGGAGUUACUGGCUGCUGCUCGACCUUUGCCCGUCACCUUUCACCGAGCUUUUGACAUGGUUCAUGACCCAACGAUUGCUCUGGAGACUCUGGUGUCAUUAGGGUUCCAGCGUGUAUUAACAAGUGGCUGCGACAACUCUGCUUUGGAGGGACUCCCUCUCAUCAAACGGCUCGUUGAUCAAGCUAAAGGGAGAAUUAUUAUCAUGCCAGGAGGGGGUAUCACAGAGAGGAACCUGCAGAGAAUUUUAGAGGGGUCAGGGGCUCAAGAGUUUCACUGCUCAGCCCGCUCCGGUAAAGAUUCUGCCAUGAAGUUCAGGAACACCUGUGUGACAAUGGGAGCUACUUUCUCAGCACCUGAGUACGGCCUGAAGGUGGCAGAUGUGAGCAAGGUUCGCACUCUUAAUGCAAUAGCCAGAAACACCUUGUGAAUGGGUACUGGACAAUCAUGACAGACGACAAAACAGAUACCUCAAAAGUGAUGCAUCCACAUUUUUUUCACUAAAGCCCAGAAAAAGACAAUUUAGAUCUGCCACAAAGUGCUUUUUUGUCCUUUUUUUUUUUUUUUAAAAAAAAUACUGAUUUAACAGUCCUUGUAAAGUUAGAGCUCUGCAACCUUCUGGGAUAUGCAGUUAAAGUAUCUCACAGUAGAGUGAUGGAACCUGAAUUUAAAACUCUUGUGUUUUUAAAACUAAGGAAAAGCAAGUUUUCAGAGCAGUAUCUUUUCCAGUUGCCAUAUAGUUGACCUAUAUUUAUUUACAGCAAUACAGUGGAAUAUAACAAAGGGUUGUGAGCUUACAAGGACAGAAACAUUGUGACAGAAUUGAAUUAAAGGACAAAAUAUGAACUA
This is a messenger RNA of Plectropomus leopardus (leopard coralgrouper), 1300 nucleotides long. The record is from RefSeq and is a predicted model, not a curated record. NCBI's taxonomy places the organism in Eukaryota, Metazoa, Chordata, Actinopteri, Perciformes, Serranidae.